CAAAUUAAGUCCACAUGGGAAGAUCUCCUUGUUGUGAGAAAGAGCACACAAACAAAGGAGCUUGGUCCAAAGAGGAAGAUCAACGCCUCAUCAACUACAUCAAGCUUCAUGGUGAAGGCUGUUGGAGAUCUCUUCCGAAAGCUGCAGGCUUGCUUCGAUGUGGCAAGAGUUGCAGACUCAGAUGGAUAAAUUAUCUAAGACCUGAUCUCAAGAGAGGAAACUUCACUGAAGAAGAAGAUGAGCUCAUCAUUAACCUCCAUAGCUUACUUGGAAACAAAUGGUCUCUGAUAGCUGCGAGGUUACCAGGAAGAACCGAUAAUGAGAUCAAGAACUACUGGAACACCCACAUCAAGCGUAAACUCUAUAAUCGUGGAAUCGACCCCCAAACCCAUCGACCACUCAAGAGCAUCACAACUUCCUCCACAGCCAUCGUUCCCGCCACCACCACCACAGCUUCACCACCUUCUCCUGUAGCCACCACCACCACAAGCAAGAAAAGAAGUAACGAUGACAGCAAUAGCAGCAGCAACCACAACAACAUUAACAAGAACAAUGAUUUUCAGUUAUUUAGUGCGUAUUCGGAUGUAAAGGUUGUUGGUACUGAUUCUUCAGGUGGUGAAGACUCUAAUAGUAGCAGUGGUGUUACCACAGAGGAAGCCUAUCCUCAUCAACUCAACUUGGACCUUUCCUUAGGCCUCUGUUCUCAGCCCCAAGAUUCUAAUUUCAUGAACCCAGACAUGUUAAAACGACAACGACAAGAGCAACAAGAACAACAACAAGUUAUGUACACGUGGUGUGGGAACAUUAUUAGUAGCCAAGAUAUGUGUCUGUGUUACAGUUUAGGGUUACAAAGUAACCAAGCUUGUAGCUGCAAAGCUAUGGGUUCUGGUGCUGCUGCUACUACUACUACAGUUACUCCACCUGCCACCGAUAUUAAAAUGUGUAGAUUUUACAGAGCCAAGAAUAUUAAUAUUUAGAGCUUUUAUAAUUGGAUAGAGUCCUUACAUCUAUCGUCAC
This is a messenger RNA of Gastrolobium bilobum, 1017 nucleotides long. RefSeq names its product transcription repressor MYB6-like. Lineage: Eukaryota; Viridiplantae; Streptophyta; Magnoliopsida; Fabales; Fabaceae. The transcript has 3 exons. The coding region runs from base 15 to 977 and encodes 320 amino acids. The record is from RefSeq and is a predicted model, not a curated record.